This is a messenger RNA of Cervus elaphus (red deer), 6902 nucleotides long. It is a transcript of the gene PTCH2, whose product is annotated as patched 2. The record is from RefSeq and is a predicted model, not a curated record. Gene Ontology annotation, biological process: smoothened signaling pathway. Gene Ontology annotation, cellular component: plasma membrane. Gene Ontology annotation, molecular function: smoothened binding; hedgehog family protein binding; hedgehog receptor activity. The transcript is spliced from 22 exons. Bases 2788 to 6390 code for a protein of 1200 amino acids. Lineage: Eukaryota; Metazoa; Chordata; Mammalia; Artiodactyla; Cervidae.
GUGCACGAGGGUGGAGGGAGAUGGGUUGGUAGCAAUAAAGUGGUAGAACUAAAAAAAAAUAAAAUAAAAAGCAGGUACCCUACAACCUCAGAGCUUAGAAAAGGAUGGAUCCAUAAGAGACCUUAAGGAAUGUUUGUCCCAUAAAUCAGUAGUUAGAUUUACUCCUUGGUGGUGAUGAAGGAUGGCUUUUCUCUUUUGUUUGUCUUUGGAGAAUUUCUCUGGUUUGGGCCAAAGACACAUACCCAGAUCCAGUGGAAGUGACUGUGAACCAGGCUAUUCCAUAGUUGAAGCAAGCUGCUUAUAGAGAGAAAAGAGGAGCUUCAUCCCUCCCGGUCCCUGGGAUCUGUGGCUUUAGAUCACCAACUGGUUGAGCUCAGCUAUACUUAGGAACUCACUUUGUUGGGGAGAAGAAAGGUCACUUUGGAGCUCAAAGCAGCCAGAGAACACCAGGCCCUGGUUGGAACUGUUGGAACUACAGACCAAUUCCUCUACCCUGGUCUUUGGACCUUACAAAGCAGGAAAUUUGCUCAGGAGGCAGGCCCUGCCAUUAAAGCAUCCAUGGAUGUGCUGUUAGCAGUGGUAGGCCUGGUGUGGAAACAGAGUCCCAAGGCCCAGAUGACUAUAAAUCUAUUUCUCCAUGGACUUUAUGUCUGCAAAUCUAGCAAGAAGGAAGUCUCAAGAACUACUUACAGCAAAUCCUCUCUGCUUCUAGUCCUGAUGACACCUAGCCAUACCCAUCUUUUGCUGGAACUGCAAAAGCAAUCUAAGGGCCCAUACAACCUAGUUUAGAGGCUCUUUCUAUUUCCAGAGAAUUGCUGAGGGUAUGCUUAAAAAAAUGUUGAUUUGGGGGGGGGGGCAUUUUUUUUGACUGCGCUGAUAUUUAGUUGCAGCAUGUGAACUCUUAGUUGCAGUAAGUGGAAUCUAGUUCCCUGACCAGGGAUGGAACCUGGACCCCCUGCCUUGGGAGCACUGAGCCACUGGACCACCAGGGAAGUUCCCUAGGCUACACUUUCUUUAUCUGUAACAGGACCCUCUUCUCUAUGACAGGGAGGAACAAAGUGCUAUGCUGGAUGAACACCCACUAGGUGUUCACCCCCUCGGCCUAAAAUUCCCCUUUCCCCAGAACUGAGGAGAGAUCUCCAGGGAGAUUAUGUUAGUUGACACAAGUUUUCAAGAAGCAGUUUGGUAAUAUGUAGCAAGAGCCAUAAAAAUGUUCAUACUUUUUGACCCAACACACUUCUGGGAAUCUGUCCUAAGGACAUUCUCCAGAUGAUUGAUACAGAGACUAUGCAGUAAUAUGAAAUGUUUAUGAUGUAAUCAUAAACAAAUCUGGAAGAAUUGACCAAGAUAUCGGCCAGAGAUAAUAGUAGUUGUGUUACAGUAAUGUGUUUAUUGGAGAUUCUUUCUUAUCUUUCUCAAACUUUACAUGCUGGUAUAUUGAUUUUACCCUCCUGUGCCAUUCAGGGUUAAUCAGUCAGGAACCUGCAGAAACAGCAUGCUCAGAGGCCAGAUAGUUGAUGAAAGUUUAAUAAAGGGACUAUUUUCUGUUUCCAAGUCAUUUCCAAGACUAGUUUCUGCAACUCUCAAAUGAUUCAUUCAACAAUUAUUGAACACCUACUUAUUAUCUAGUGAGGCAGGCAGACUUUCAAGUACAUAAAUUGUAUCAAAUGCAAUAAUAUAUAAAUUAAGUGUUAUAAGGAGCACAAAGAAAGAUGCAACUAUCCGUUAGGAGGGUGGUGUGAAUCAAGAAAGGCUGCAAAGGGACAUGGUUAACUCAUCUCAGUUUCAGGGGGUUUUGUUUUGGUUUGGGGAGGUUGGCCACACCACUCGGGCCUGUUCCCCGACUAGGGACUGAACCCCCUUACUUUGGCAGUGAAAGCGCAAAGGCCUAAUCACCUGACUGCCACAGAGUUCCCUCAAGUUCAGUUUUGAAGAUGGUCUGCCAAAACAAAAGGGCCCCAACAUGUACAAAGGCAGAAAUACAUGGCUUAACAUGGUGGGUGUAGGAAUUUCCGUGUAACUCUGCAGGGCUGGAAGGAACAUGGGGUAUGAAGGAACUAUGGGAGAGAAGAUUUUAGAUUCUGCAGAGCGCUGUACUCCACGUGGGCUUUGUGUUUUGGAGCUAUAAUCAGAUUUGCAUUUUAGAGAGAUGACUAUGGCCUCAGUGGAGAGAAGGAACUGAAUGGGGAGAGAAUGCACGCAGAGAACUGUAGAAAGAAGUCUUUGGGUCUUGGUUGGGUCGACACCUCUUAGCACUGAACUCUCCUGACUUACAUUUGGCCAACACCUCGCCUCUCCAGGAUCUCCCUCCCUCCCUCCCUCCUCCUCCCCGAGGGCCCGGCGGACGCCCGGGCGGGGAAGCGAGGCGGAGGGUGGCCCUGCCUGGGUGGUCUCCCGCCCCGCCCCCCCCGCGGCGCUGUUGCCUAGCAGCAGAUCCGGCCGCUAGGCUCCGGGUAAUUUGCGGGAGACUCAGCCAAUGGGAGGGCGUAGCCCCAGCCCGCUCCCUUUUUCUGGGACUGCAGACGCCUCCUCGGCACUGCGGUCGCCAAAUCCAACCGCGCCGGUCCAGUUCCUGCACGCGGGACCCACUCCGGCUCCGGCUCUGCUCCCCGAGCCUCACUGCCCGACUCCUCACGCUCGCGGACAUCACUGCACACCCUUAUCCGCGUCUUAGCGGCCCCGCUGAAUUCCGACGCGUAACUCAGCGGUACACCGGGCCAGGCCAGUCUAUGAGGGCUCCCAGAUAACGCAGGUUGGGGGCGCCCAUGCCCCCCCAUACCCGCCAGCAUGGCUCGGCCGCCACCUCUCGGGGAGCUGCCCCCGGGCUACACACCCCCAGCUCGACCUGCAACACCCCAGAUCCUAGCUGGGAGCCUGAAGGCUCCGCUCUGGCUCCGUGCUUACUUCCAGGGCCUGCUCUUCUCUUUGGGCUGCGGGAUCCAGAGACACUGUGGCAAAGUGCUCUUCCUGGGACUGUUGGCCUUUGGGGCCCUAGCACUGGGUCUCCGUGUGGCCAUCAUUGAGACAGACCUAGAACAGCUCUGGGUGGAAGCGGGCAGCCGGGUGAGCCAGGAACUGGAAUACACCAAGGAGAAGCUGGGGGAGGAGGCUGCGUAUACCUCCCAGAUGUUGAUACAGACCCCGCGCCAGGAGGGAGAGAACAUCCUCACGCCCGAGGCACUCGACCUCCACCUCCAGGCAGCCCUCACCGCCAGUAAAGUGUCCUGGGAUCUGAACAAAAUCUGCUACAAGUCAGGAGUUCCCCUAAUUGAAAAUGGAAUGAUUGAGCGGAUGAUUGAGAAGCUGUUUCCAUGUGUGAUCCUCACCCCCCUCGACUGCUUCUGGGAGGGAGCCAAACUCCAAGGGGGCUCUGCCUACUUGCCGGGCCGCCCUGACAUCCAGUGGACCAACCUGGACCCAGAGCAGCUGCUGGAGGAGCUGGGCCCCUUUGCCUCCCUUGAGGGCUUCCGGGAGCUGCUAGACAAGGCACAGGUGGGCCAGGCCUACGUGGGGCGGCCCUGUCUGCACCCUGACGACCUCCACUGCCCAUCGAGUGCCCCUAACCAUCACAGCAGGCAGGCUCCCGACGUGGCUCAGGAGUUGAGUGGGGGCUGCCACGGCUUCUCCCACAAGUUCAUGCACUGGCAGGAGGAGCUGCUGUUGGGAGGCAUGGCCAGAGACCCCCAAGGACAGCUGCUGAGGGCAGAGGCCCUGCAGAGCACCUUCCUGCUGAUGAGCCCCCGCCAGCUCUACGAACACUUCCGGGGUGACUACCAGACCCACGACAUUGGCUGGAGCGAGGAGCAGGCAGGCACGGUCCUGCAGGCCUGGCAGCGGCGGUUUGUGCAGCUGGCCCAGGAGUCCCUGCCUGAGAACGCAUCCCAGCAGAUCCACGCCUUCUCCUCCACCACCCUGGAUGACAUCCUGCACGCCUUCUCUGAAGUCAGCGCCGCCCGCGUGGUGGGGGGCUAUCUGCUCAUGCUAGCCUAUGCCUGCGUGACAAUGCUGCGGUGGGACUGUGCCCAGUCCCAGGGUGCAGUGGGCCUCGCUGGGGUGCUGCUGGUGGCCCUGGCGGUGGCCUCGGGCCUGGGGCUGUGUGCCCUCUUGGGCAUCGCCUUCAACGCUGCCACCACCCAGGUGCUGCCUUUCUUGGCGCUGGGCAUCGGCGUGGACGACAUAUUCCUGCUGGCACACGCCUUCACAGAGGCUCCAUCUGGCACCCCUCUCCAGGAGCGCACAGGGGAGUGUCUGCAGCGCACGGGCACCAGCGUCACACUCACGUCCAUCAACAACAUGGUUGCCUUCUUCAUGGCCGCCCUGGUUCCCAUCCCUGCACUGCGGGCCUUCUCCUUGCAGGCAGCCAUAGUGGUGGGCUGCAACUUCGCAGCCGUGAUGCUUGUCUUCCCCGCGGUCCUCAGCCUGGACCUGCACCGGCGCCACUGCCAGCGCCUGGAUGUGCUCUGCUGCUUCUCUAGCCCCUGCUCUGCUCGGGUGAUUCAGAUUCUGCCCCAGGAGCUGGGGAACGGGACGGUACCAGUGGGCAUUGCCCACCUGACUGCCACGGUUCAAGCCUUUGCCCACUGUGAAGCCAGCAGCCAACAUGUGGUCACCAUCUUGCCUCCCCAAGCCCACCUGGUGCCACCACCUUCUGACGCUUUGGGCUCUGAGCUCUUCAGCCCAGGAGGGUCCACACGGGACCUUCUAGGACAGGAGGAGGGGACAGGGCAGAAGGCAGCCUGCAAGUCCCUGCCCUGUGCCCGCUGGAAUCUUGCCCAUUUUGCCCGCUCUCAGUUUGCACCCUUGUUGCUCCAGUCCCACACCAAGGCUGUAGUACUGGUACUUUUUGGGGCUCUCCUGGGCCUGAGCCUCUAUGGAGCGACCUUGGUGCAGGACGGUCUGGCCCUGACUGAUGUGGUGCCACGUGGCACCAAGGAGCAUGCCUUCCUGAGCGCCCAGCUCAGGUACUUCUCUCUGUACGAGGUGGCUCUGGUGACACAGGGUGGCUUUGACUACGCCCACUCCCAACGCGCCCUCUUUGAUCUGCACCAGCGCUUCAGUUCCCUCAAGGCCGUGCUGCCCCCACCGGCCACCCAGGCACCCCGCACCUGGCUCCACUACUAUCGCAACUGGCUACAGGGAAUCCAGGCUGCGUUUGACCAGGACUGGGCUUCUGGGCGCAUCACCCGCCACUCAUACCGCAAUGGCUCUGAGGAUGGGGCUCUGGCAUACAAGCUGCUCGUCCAGACCGGGGAUGCCCAGGAGCCUCUGGAUUUCAGCCAGCUGACCACCAGGAAGCUGGUGGACAAGGAAGGGCUGAUCCCACCCGAGCUCUUCUACAUGGGGCUGACCGUGUGGGUGAGCAGUGACCCCCUGGGUCUGGCAGCCUCGCAGGCCAACUUCUAUCCCCCACCCCCUGAGUGGCUGCAUGACAAGUACGACACCACGGGGGAGAACCUUCGCAUCCCGGCGGCCCAGCCCUUGGAGUUUGCCCAGUUCCCCUUCCUCUUGCACGGCCUCCAGAAGACUGCAGAUUUCGUGGAGGCCAUCGAGGGGGCCCGGGCAGCGUGUGCCGAGGCCGGCCGGGCCGGGGUGCGUGCCUACCCCAGCGGCUCCCCCUUCCUCUUCUGGGAGCAGUACCUGGGCCUGCGGCGCUGCUUCCUGCUGGCAGUCUGCAUCCUGCUGCUGUGUACUUUCCUCGUCUGUGCGCUGCUGCUGCUCAACCCCUGGACGGCUGCGCUCAUAGUACUGGUCCUGGCGAUGAUGACUGUGGAGCUCUUUGGCAUCAUGGGUUUCCUGGGCAUCAAGCUGAGUGCCAUCCCGGUGGUGAUUCUUGUGGCCUCCGUAGGCAUUGGUGUCGAGUUCACCGUCCACGUGGCUCUGGGCUUCCUGACCGCUCAGGGUAGCCGGAACCUGCGUGCUGCCCGGGCCCUGGAGCGCACAUUUGCCCCAGUGACUGAUGGGGCCAUCUCCACGUUGCUAGGACUGCUCAUGCUUGCUGGCUCCAACUUUGACUUCAUUGUAAGGUACUUUUUCGUGGUGCUGACAAUACUUACACUCCUGGGCCUCCUCCACGGGCUCGUGCUGCUGCCGGUACUGCUGUCCAUCCUGGGCCCCCCACCAGAGGUGGUACAGAUGUACAAGGAGAGCACAGAGGUCCUGAGCCCCCCAGCUCCACAGGGAGGAGGGCUCAGGUGGGGGAUAUCCUCCACCCUGCCCCAGAGCUUUGCCAGAGUGACUACCUCCAUGACUGUGGCCCUCCACCCGCCCCCACUGCCUGGUGCCUACAUCCACCCAGCCUCUGAGGAGCCUGCUUGGUCGCCUGCUGCCACACCAGCUGCCAAUGGCCCCAGCAACCUCGGCUCUAGGGGACUGUGUCCAGCCACCGGGUGAAGAGCAGCCGAAGCAUGGAGACCCCAUUCAGGCCACACGAAGUCACUGGGAAGCAGUGGGGGCAUUGCUGAAGACAGGGCGCACUCCUGGGGAGCCCUGCUGCUGCCACCUCAUCCCCUCCCCUGACUGGGCCAUCGGAGACCUCCCCGAAAUCCACACAAAGCCACCGCUGUCUAGGCUGUGAGCAGCCUUGCAUGCCCGGCUUCUCUGGGCCUGGGCCUGUGUCUGGGUGGGGUAAAAGCCAGCACUUCAGGCUGCAGUGCAGCCCAGACCCCCCUCCCACCCCACACUGCUGUCCCCAGCAGACCAAGCCUGAGGGAUCCUGUUAGCACCCUUUGCUGGGCCUGGUCCCCACUGCUUGGUGACUCCUGAGGAGGCACUCUGUAUCCCUGCCCAUCUCUCACCACAUAAAUUAUUUAUAUGGAGAUGUUUAUUUUUGUAGUUUGGAUGUUAGCUAUGCUGAAAGUUUUAUUUUUAAAAGAGUGAAAUAUAUUCUAUGUGAACUCAUCUCA